AUGACCUGGCUCAAGAUUAAAGACGCAUUCCAAGCCCAGCCCGGACAGACGAUUACCGUCAAGGGGUGGGUCCGCACCAAGCGCGACUCCAAAGCCGAUGGCGGGCUCUCCUUCAUCGCUGUCCACGACGGCACGUGCUUCGAUCCGAUCCAAGCCGUCGCUCGUCAUGACCUCCCCAACUACGACGAGGUCAGCAAGCUCAACACCGGAUGCUCCAUCGAAGUCACAGGAGAGCUCGUCGCUUCCCAAGGCAAAGGACAGUCCGUCGAGAUCCAGGCGCAGGAAGUGAAAGUUGUCGGUUGGGUCGAGGAUCCCGACACCUAUCCGACAAGCAACAAGCGCCACUCCUUCGAGUACCUCCGCGAGGUCGCGCACCUGCGCACGCGGACCAACACCUUCGGAGCCGUCGCUCGCGUGCGCCACGCGCUGUCGCAGUCCGUCCAUCAGUACAUGGACGAGCUGGACUACUACUGGGUCCACACCCCCAUCAUCACCGGUUCGGACUGCGAGGGGGCCGGGGAGAUGUUCCGCGUGUCCACCUUGGACUUCUGCAACAUCCCCAAAACCGAAGACGGCGGCGUGGACUUCAGCAAGGACUUCUUCGGGAAAGAAUCGCACCUGACCGUGUCUGGUCAGCUCAAUGUCGAGACCUACUGCUGCUCGCUCAGCAGGGUUUAUACCUUCGGCCCGACCUUCCGCGCCGAGAACUCGAACACCUCGCGUCACCUCGCGGAGUUCUGGAUGAUCGAGCCGGAGAUCGCGUUCGCGGACCUGCACGACAACGUCGAGCUCGCGUCGGGGAUGCUCCGGCGCUGCGCCAGCGAUCUGCUGGAGAAGCGGAUGGACGAUCUGGAGUUCUUCGAUCUGCGAAUUGAAAAAGGCGUCAUAGAUCGUCUCAAGAUGAUCGUGGAGUCUCCUGUCAAGACCAUCACCUACACCGAAGCGAUCAAGAUCCUCGAGGGCUGCAACGAGAAGUUCGACUACGACGUGAAGUGGGGCAGCGACAUGCAGUCCGAGCACGAGCGUUACCUCACGGAAAAACACUUCAAACAACCCGUCGCGGUGAUCAACUAUCCCAAGGACAUCAAAGCGUUCUACAUGCGUCUCAACGAUUCGGGCACCGACGGCGCUCCGGCGGACACCGUCGCGGCGGUCGAUAUCCUCGUCCCGGGCGUCGGCGAACUCGUCGGCGGCUCGCAACGCGAGGAACGCCUCGAUGUCCUCGAUCAACGCAUCGACGAAAUGGGGCUGAUCAAAGACGACUACUGGUGGUACCGCGAUCUUCGUAAAUACGGCACCGUCCCCCACGCCGGGUACGGACUCGGUUUCGAGCGCCUGAUCCAGUUCUGCACAGGGAUGCAGAACAUCCGCGACGUGUUCGUGCAGACACUCGUAUGUGCAUGCAUUGUCUCAAUCGACCAAGCGUCGAUCCCAUCGCAGCGUGUGCAUGAGACGCUCAGUCUUAUGGAAGACGCUGUCCGUGCGGAUGAUAUCGGUGCGUUCAUGUCGCAGGUAAGCACCAAAGACCCUGUGCUCACGACGGAACUUAGGGCAUGGUUUGAGGAUAUGACGAUCAAUCCAGUCACCGAGUUCGAGAUCGAACCGAUGGAGGACCUCAUCGUCGGGAUCACGGACCAGGUCGCAAUGAUGCAGAUACGCAUGCACUGGACGCUCGAAUCCGACUCCAUCGCUCGCUCAAACGAGUUCAAUGCGCUGUUCGUCCCGAUGGGUGGUGAAGCGAGUGGCCCCUGGCUCUUCGCGGGAAGAGCGUGGGAGUUCAAGCACACAAGCGACGAAGGACUCCGCGUGAUGUCCUCCAGACAGCACCACGAACUCGCGAAGAACAUCGCUGAAGUGGUCCCGAGUAUUCAGAGCAAGAUCGAAGACGCGAUGGACUGCGAUGUGCAUCAUCCGCUGACGAUCAAGAUCUAUCCGGCGAUGCAGGAUUUGCAGUUCUCGAUCUCGAUGGGAUACCUCAAUCCAAUCGCAGGAUGGAAUGAGCCUGGAGAGUCCAUCAAAAUUCUCGGACGCGAAUCAACUUCCGUAGAAGACAUAUCGUCAUUGCUGGCGCAUGAGAUCGGUCAUGCUGUGAGCUUCGAGUUUGGUGAGCAGAUCAUCAACGCGCCGUGGUGGUCGCUCGAGGGGAUCGCGGAGCUCGUCGCGGAUGAGUACCGAUCAACCUCUCCAGAAGAACGCGAGCUUGCGAUCGCAAAGCAGAUCGCGCGAGGUGACCGACGCACAUGGGACCAACUCUCCGAUUUCAAAGGCGAAGCGCUCAAUCAUUCGAGCUAUGUCUACUCGCAAGGAUGGUCCAUGAUCCGCUACAUCACCAACCUCUACGGCCGCAACGCACGCAACAAAUGGUUCUCCGAAAUGGGUAAAGGUGUCAGCGUCGAGGAGGCAACGCAAUCCGCUUUGGGAUUGAGCUUUGAAGACCUUGAUCUCGCAUGGGAAGCAGAGAUGCUGUCGAUCGCACAGCAAGCAGUAUCAGAAUCGGAUUAA
This is a messenger RNA of Symbiodinium sp. CCMP2592, 2502 nucleotides long. Lineage: Eukaryota; Dinophyceae; Suessiales; Symbiodiniaceae. The record is from the annotation of a GenBank genome assembly.